AUGGGCUCUCCAUAAUGCUUCGAUUAUGAAGAAAGAAGGACCACUCUAUUGUUGUUUUGCAAUGGAGAAGACAGAGGGAGAAACACCAGCACUGUGGCUCCCACCUUGUUGCUUAUCUCCCUGCAAACAUGUGCCCAAAAUCCUCUCUGUGCUGUAUUAAAAAAAGCUUAGACAUUACGACAUCUGCUUUCUUACAUCAUCUUUUCGAAUUUUGCAUCCUAUAACCCCUGGAGAAAAGAGGAACAAUGACUUUAUAUAGCUGCUGUUUGUUUCUUUUGCUAUUUACCUGUAACACUGCUGCCUAUGGGCCAAACCAACGGGCACAGAAGAAGGGAGACAUUAUUCUUGGAGGAUUGUUCCCCAUUCAUUUUGGAGUGGCUGCUAAAGACCAGGAUCUAAAAUCAAGACCAGAAUCAGUGGAGUGUAUAAGGUAUAAUUUCCGAGGCUUCCGCUGGCUCCAGGCUAUGAUCUUUGCCAUAGAAGAAAUAAACAGUAGCCCAACUCUCCUUCCCAACAUGACCUUGGGAUACAGGAUAUUUGACACUUGCAAUACAGUCUCUAAAGCCCUGGAGGCCACACUGAGUUUUGUGGCUCAGAACAAGAUAGACUCAUUGAACCUGGAUGAAUUCUGCAACUGCUCAGAACAUAUUCCUUCCACCAUUGCGGUCGUGGGGGCAACUGGCUCUGGCAUCUCUACUGCUGUGGCCAAUCUGCUGGGACUCUUUUACAUACCUCAGGUCAGCUAUGCCUCAUCCAGUCGUCUCUUGAGCAAUAAGAACCAGUUCAAGUCCUUCCUCCGCACGAUCCCCAAUGACGAGCAUCAGGCCACAGCGAUGGCAGACAUCAUUGAGUAUUUUCGCUGGAACUGGGUGGGAACAAUUGCAGCUGAUGAUGACUAUGGCCGUCCAGGGAUUGAAAAGUUUCGGGAAGAGGCAGAGGAGAGAGAUAUCUGCAUUGAUUUUAGUGAACUCAUCUCCCAGUACUCAGAUGAAGAGGAGAUCCAGCAGGUGGUAGAGGUCAUCCAGAACUCCACAGCAAGGGUGAUUGUUGUUUUCUCCAGUGGCCCUGACCUGGAGCCUCUCAUCAAAGAAAUUGUCAGGCGAAACAUCACUGGCAAGAUCUGGCUGGCAAGUGAGGCCUGGGCUAGCUCUUCCCUAAUAGCCAUGCCAGAGUUCUUCCGUGUCAUCGGCAGCACCAUUGGCUUUGCACUGAAGGCAGGACAGAUCCCAGGCUUUCGUGAGUUCCUGCAAAAGGUGCAUCCCAAGAAGUCCAACAACAACGGCUUUGCCAAGGAGUUUUGGGAGGAGACAUUUAACUGCUAUCUCCCUGAUGGGUUCAAAAAUUCUCCAGCCUCAACUUCCUUCCACAAGGGCCAUGAAGAGGGACUGGGAGCUGGGAAUGGAACAUCUGCUUUCCGACCUCCAUGCACAGGGAAUGAGAACAUCACUAGUGUGGAGACGCCGUACAUGGACUAUACGCACUUGCGAAUAUCCUAUAAUGUGUAUUUGGCAGUAUAUUCUAUUGCCCAUGCCUUGCAGGAUAUAUAUACCUGUACCCCUGGGAAAGGACUCUUCACUAAUGGGUCCUGUGCAGACAUUAAGAAGGUUGAGGCAUGGCAGGUGCUCAAGCAUCUGCGACACUUAAAUUUCACCAAUAACAUGGGGGAGCAAGUGGAUUUUGAUGAGUUUGGGGACCUGGUAGGAAAUUAUUCAAUAAUCAAUUGGCAUCUCUCUCCGGAGGAUGGCUCAGUCGUCUUUGAAGAGGUUGGGCACUACAACGUUUAUGCCAAGAAAGGGGAGAGGCUCUUUAUCAAUGAAAACAAGAUCCUGUGGGGUGGAUUCUCUAAGGAGGUGCCUUUCUCUAACUGCAGCAGGGACUGCCUUCCAGGCACGAGGAAGGGCAUUAUUGAGGGAGAGCCCACCUGCUGCUUCGAGUGCGUGGACUGUCCCGACGGGGAAUACAGCGAUGAAACAGAUGCAAGUGCCUGUGAUAAGUGCCCUGAGGAUUACUGGUCCAAUGAGAACCACACAUCCUGCAUUCCCAAGCAGAUAGAGUUUCUGGCCUGGACUGAGCCCUUUGGGAUCGCUCUGACUCUCUUUGCUGUGUUGGGAAUUUUCCUAACUUCUUUUGUCCUGGGAGUCUUCACCAAAUUUCGCAACACACCCAUUGUCAAGGCCACAAACCGGGAGCUGUCCUACCUCCUCCUCUUCUCCUUGCUCUGCUGCUUCUCCAGCUCGUUGUUCUUCAUUGGUGAGCCCCAGAACUGGACUUGCCGUCUGCGGCAGCCAGCUUUUGGCAUCAGCUUUGUCCUCUGCAUCUCCUGCAUCCUGGUGAAAACCAACCGUGUCCUGCUUGUCUUUGAGGCAAAGAUCCCCACAAGCCUCCACCGAAAGUGGUGGGGUCUCAACCUCCAGUUCCUCCUGGUCUUCUUGUGCACAUUCGUGCAGAUUGUCAUCUGUGUGAUUUGGCUCUAUACGGCCCCACCAUCCAGUUACCGAAACCAUGAACUGGAGGAUGAGAUCAUCUUCAUCACCUGCCACGAAGGCUCCCUGAUGGCCCUCGGCUUCCUCAUUGGCUACACCUGCCUCCUGGCAGCCAUCUGUUUCUUCUUCGCCUUCAAGUCUCGAAAGCUGCCUGAGAAUUUUAACGAGGCCAAGUUCAUCACCUUCAGCAUGCUGAUAUUCUUCAUUGUGUGGAUCUCCUUCAUCCCUGCUUACGCCAGCACAUAUGGCAAGUUCGUCUCUGCCGUGGAGGUGAUCGCGAUACUGGCUGCUAGCUUUGGGCUCCUGGCCUGCAUCUUCUUCAAUAAAGUCUACAUCAUCCUCUUCAAGCCCUCCCGCAACACGAUAGAGGAGGUGCGUUGCAGCACAGCCGCCCACGCUUUCAAAGUGGCCGCCAGGGCCACGCUGAGACGGAGCAACGUGUCCCGCAAGCGCUCAAACAGCCUGGGGGGCUCCACCGGCUCCACCCCUUCCUCCUCCAUCAGCAGCAAGAGCAACCACGAGGACCCUUUUCCUCUCCCAGCCUCUGCCGAGCGGGAGCGGCAGCGCCAGCAGCAGCGUGGGUGCAAGCAGAAAGUCAGCUUCGGGAGCGGCACGGUCACCCUGUCGCUGAGCUUUGAGGAGCCACAGAAGAAUGCCAUGGCCAACAGGAACGCCAAGCGCAGGAACUCACUGGAGGCCCAGAACAGCGAUGACAGUCUGAUGCGGCACCGGGCCCUGCUUCCUCUGCAGAUCAACGAGCCCCUCAGUGCUGAGCCUGCCUUCCAGGCAGCGUCCAGCGCGGAGACCAGCUCGCAGGAGUCAGUGGUGGGAGACAACAAGGAAGAGGUACCAAGCCCUGAGGCAGAGCCAUCCCUGCCAUCGGCUAACUCCCAAAAUUUUAUAGGCACUGGAGGUGGCUCUGUCACAGAGAACACAGUACAUUCCUAA
Messenger RNA from Acanthisitta chloris (rifleman), 3431 nucleotides. RefSeq names its product extracellular calcium-sensing receptor-like. NCBI's taxonomy places the organism in Eukaryota, Metazoa, Chordata, Aves, Passeriformes, Acanthisittidae. Gene Ontology annotation, cellular component: membrane. The record is from RefSeq and is a predicted model, not a curated record. Gene Ontology annotation, biological process: intracellular calcium ion homeostasis; detection of calcium ion; G protein-coupled receptor signaling pathway. Gene Ontology annotation, molecular function: G protein-coupled receptor activity; calcium ion binding.